AUGUCAUCACUUAAGACAGUUGUAGUCCAGCCAGAAGCCCAACACAGAGAUACUUUCAUUGAAGAACGCUAUGGAAAAUAUAACAUCAGUGAUCCUUUAAUGGCACUCCAGAGAGACUUUGAAACACUGAAGGAGAAGAACGAUGGCGAGAAGCAGCCAGUCUGCACAGACCCGCUCUCGAUCCUUAAGGUGGUGAUGAAGCAGUGCAAGAACAUGCAGGAGCGCAUGCUGUCGCAGCUGGCUGCCGCUGAGAGCAGGCACCGCAAGGUAAUCCUAGACCUUGAGGAAGAAAGGCAAAGGCAUGCACAGGACACAGCUGAAGGAGAUGAUGUCACCUACAUGCUGGAGAAGGAGAGAGAGCGGCUGACUCAACAGUUGGAAUUUGAAAAGUCGCAAGUGAAAAAGUUUGAGAAAGAGCAGAAGAAGCUCUCCAGUCAGCUGGCAGAGGAGCGCUCCCGCCACAAGCAGCUCUCGUCCAUGCUGGUGCGCGAGUGCAAGAAGGCCGCCAGCAAGGCCGCUGAGGAGGGCCAGAAGGCGGGAGAGCUGAGCCUGAAACUGGAGAAGGAGAAGAGCCGGGUGAGCAAGCUGGAGGAGGAGCUGGCUGCUGAGAGGAAGCGGGGCUUGCAGACGGAGGCCCAGGUGGAGAAGCAGUUGUCUGAGUUUGACAUUGAAAGGGAACAGCUGAGAGCAAAGCUGAACCGAGAAGAGAACCGGACCAGAACUCUGAAAGAAGAGAUGGAGGGUUUGAAGAAGAUAGUGAAGGACCUAGAGGCUUUGCACCAGCAGAGUAGCCCCAGCGAGCAAGUGAAGAAACCAGUAACCCUGUCUAAAGGCACGGCAACUGAGCCACCUGUGCUAGUGUCCGUAUUUUGCCAAACGGAGAGUUUUCAGGCAGAAAGAACCCAUGGGAGCAGCACGGCCAAGGUAACAGCCUCAGGGCUGCCUGGUCCCACCACUCCUGCUUACUCUUAUGCAAAAACCAAUGGGCAUUUUGACCCAGAAAUGCAAACUACCAAAGAGCUGAUUACAGGCAGCAGUGUAGAAAACCAAGCGCCUCCACGAGAGAAGCCUGUGGGAUUGGCCCAAGAGAAAGCAGUAGAGAAUGGUGGGUGUCCUGUGGGAAUAGAGACUCCAGUCCCAGCGCCUGGUCACCUCCCUUCCAGUGGGAGCUCACUGUCUCCCAGCAGCACUGCCUCUUCCUCUCUCACAUCCUCUCCUUGCUCUUCACCAGUACUAACUAAGCGCUUAUUGGGGUCAUCAGCUAGCAGCCCUGGCUACCAGUCAUCCUACCAAGUAGGGAUCAACCAGCGGUUCCAUGCAGCUCGGCACAAAUUUCAGUCCCAAGCAGAUCAGGACCAACAAGCUAGUGGUCUACAGAGCCCUCCAUCCAGGGAUCUAUCCCCAACCCUCAUAGACAACUCUGCCGCCAAGCAGCUGGCCCGAAACACAGUCACCCAGGUGCUCUCCAGAUUCACUAGCCAGCAAGGACCAAUCAAGCCCGUGUCUCCCAACAGCUCUCCCUUUGGCACUGACUAUCGAAAUCUGGCCAACACUGCCAGCCCGAGAGGUGACACCAGCCAUUCACCUACUCCAGGGAAAGUGUCUAGUCCUCUGAGCCCCCUGUCUCCAGGGAUCAAGUCCCCUACCAUCCCCAGAGCUGAGAGAGGAAACCCUCCACCCAUCCCACCCAAGAAACCUGGCCUCACUCCUUCUCCAUCUGCUGCCACUCCACUGACCAAACCUCAUCCCCAGGCAUCCUCUUUGACCACCACAGAAGACCUUGCCAGCAGCUGCUCUUCUAAUGCUGUCGUAGCCAAUGGAUGAGGUCAGAGAGAGAGGCACAAGAGGGCCCCAAGAG
Molecule: messenger RNA, 1858 nt
Organism: Lipotes vexillifer (Yangtze River dolphin)
Lineage: Eukaryota; Metazoa; Chordata; Mammalia; Artiodactyla; Lipotidae
Gene: CTTNBP2NL
Product: CTTNBP2 N-terminal like
Exons: 5
Coding region: 1-1824 (607 amino acids)
Biological process (GO): protein dephosphorylation
Cellular component (GO): actin cytoskeleton
Molecular function (GO): protein phosphatase 2A binding
Source: RefSeq, a predicted model, not a curated record